UGCUCCUAUUAUCCAUCCGAAUUUUCCACCAUAUUUGAAACCCAUUUUUUACGGCAAAAUUGAAGUAACGUCUACUUAGUGGUUAUCAAAUUAUAAGUUAUCAAGCUUUAAUUAUUUUUACUAAUUUACAUCAUUAAUUUUUUAAUUUUUUUUUUCAACUUUACCAAUUCAGGAGUUUCUCCCGUUUCUUCUUUGAUUGCAUGCAGAUUUUUGUAUGAAAUUAAUGUAUUUUACAGUCAUAUUCAAGUUUUGUAGUUCGUUUAUUCCCUAUGUUUACCACCUGCAGUUUCUCGAGAUCUCUUCCCUCAUAUUGAGGGAUCAUUUUUCGUUGAUCUGGGAAGCUGGCGACAUGUUUAGCAGCUGGUAUAUGUAUAACCACCUGCAGUUUCCUUUGUAGAAGAGCUGCCAUUCUUGUUUUUUUUUUUCUUUUUUGGUUUCUAUUAUUAAGGUGUAUAAAAUUCAGCUAUGUAGGUCCUUAUUAAUUCAUAUACUGUACUCAAAAGCAUAAAGUUCUUGCUGAAUAAAAAAUUUCUAUUUUUUUUUCAUAUACUUCAAGUUAGAUCUUCGAUUUUCUUGUUUUGUAGUUGCUACGGUUAAAUCAAUAGAGCGUAAAAUUGGUAAUGGAUUCUCGUUCUAGUUUUAGUUUAGGAUUUAGUCAGUUAGAUGCUACAGAGCAUGAUAUUUCCUUUGGUUUUGUUCCUGAUACAUUUGAUUUCGAGGAGCCCAAUUUCGCAGAGAAUCGCGCAAAGCACCGAAACAACUCCGUUACAAUGAAGAAAUUGAAGGAAGUUGCAAAUUCUAGAUCGAAGUCAGGUUCAAAAGCUAAAAGUAAAAAGAAGAUUGAUGAUUCCGGUCGACCUCGUCUUCCGAAGGCUAAUAAUGAUUUGAACAUCAAGAGCCUACUAGAUCUCACCCGCCAGACUGUGGCUGACAUGAUCAAAGGAAAGACUCCAGAAGAGAUCAGCAAGACCUUCAACAUAAAGAAUGACUUUACACCUGAAGAGGAGGAGGAGGUUAGGAGGGAGAAUGUUUGGGCCUUUGAGUGAAGAAGUUCUCGUAUUCUAAUGUUAUAAACACUUUCUAUUAGUAGUAAAUAUAUUCCCAAUGAAUGUUUGCUUUUGGAACCUUUAGAUUUCGUUGUUCCUAACUUAUGCGUAACAACUUUUAAGUGGUGGUUGUUCACUGAGAAGAUUUGUUACAA
Messenger RNA from Capsicum annuum, 1201 nucleotides. RefSeq names its product SKP1-like protein 16. Lineage: Eukaryota; Viridiplantae; Streptophyta; Magnoliopsida; Solanales; Solanaceae. Gene Ontology annotation, biological process: SCF-dependent proteasomal ubiquitin-dependent protein catabolic process. The transcript has 2 exons. The record is from RefSeq and is a predicted model, not a curated record. Bases 621 to 1046 code for a protein of 141 amino acids. Gene Ontology annotation, molecular function: cullin family protein binding. Gene Ontology annotation, cellular component: cytoplasm; nucleus.